This is a messenger RNA of Cyanistes caeruleus (blue tit), 3797 nucleotides long. The record is from RefSeq and is a predicted model, not a curated record. NCBI's taxonomy places the organism in Eukaryota, Metazoa, Chordata, Aves, Passeriformes, Paridae.
CCGACCUUCCGAGCGCGUCCUGGCCGCGCUGCCGGCGCGAUGGAUUGGGUGGGGCUAGGCUGCGGCAAAGAGCACUAGGGAAGUGGCUGCCAGCCGCGUCGAGAAUUGCUGUAGCUCUUUCUGUGGGCAGAUGCUGCUGGUUUUGGAUUAUGUGGAAAAAUGCGUAAUUCCCAGAGUCUCCUCUGGGAACUCCUCUGAUGCUGUGGUGCUGAAUAUCUCUCUGGUGAUGAAUGAUCCUGCUGUUCCUCGCUCCCUCAGUCGAUUUAUUGACACUGAAACCUCUUGUUCUUAGGUCUGCUUUCCUGCAAUGAGCUGCUGAAAGUCUCCUCACAGUUAGAUCAAGGUGUUUUUUUCAGCUCAUCUUUCCACAUGUCAAGCUUUGCCUGACUCUUCGGUUUCUGACAAUUAAAGAAAGUAUGUUUCUUUUCUUUCUGCAGCUAAGAUAUUAUAUUGGUACUACUUCAUCUGUUUAAUGGUUUUAAAGAGAAUAGUAGUAAAACUGAGUAUCCCAAAGCUAAAAUAGGUAGUAUUCAAUGAUCUCUAGCUAAAUUGGUGUGCCAUACACUGUCUGAAGAGGAGUAUUUUGCCCUUACAUAUGCACCUUUGUACCUGUGCAUAUACGUACAUAUCUCUGCAUGUGUGCAUACAUUUAUACAUUCUUGCAUGUCCACAUACAUACAAGCAAAUGUGUGUGUAUGUUUCUAUGUAAAAAAAAAAAAAGCGUGAGUGUACAUGGUUUUGUUCAUAGAUGCCUCAGCACUGAAAUUAUUAUUCAGAAUGAAGCACUUAUCUAAAACAGCAAACUAUUAUUUAAGUUAACUCAAUAUAAAUAAUAUUACAGUGGGUUUUUUUAAUUAUAAACAGCUUAUAAGAGCUGUAGGCACUUCAUUUUGGCUCCGUGCUUCCUUAUUCUCAGGAAAGUUGUCUGUGAUCUGCAGCAUAGGGAGUAACUGGUUGGAAUGUAUCUCUUCAGGGAUUUCCCAGACCUCAGCAGUGUAAAUUACUUGUCUGAUACAAUUUAAACUGGUUCCAGCAGUUUUAAGUCCUGGGAAAAUGCGUGUGAAGUUCACAUUGUCUUUUGGUUGUUCAGUGUAGCACCAAAUGCAAUUUCUGGAGAGGUUCCAAUUGUGAUCACCCAGUUAAUUUUCACAUUUUGACUUAAAUGUUUUAAGUCACUCUGGUCAAACGUUGGAAUGGCAGCACAAUUAUGUGGUAUUGAGCUGAUGUAUUUCCAUCACUACUGUUUCUAUCUCUGAAAGUAAGCAGAAGGGAGCUCUUGGACAAAUUCAGACAAAACUGAAGAGGAUGCAAGCAAGAACAGGUAGCCUGGGAGGACUACAGAGAGAUCGUUUGAGCACUCAGGGAUUAGGUUGGGAAAGCUGAAGUCCUGAUGGAAUUAAAUCCAGACGGGGAUGUUGGGGCAACAAGAAAAUCUUCUAUAGGUGUGCUGGUGAUAAAAGGAAGAUCAGGAAAAGUGUGGGCCCUCUCUGGAGGGAAGCAGAAGACCUGGUUAUCCAAGACAUGGAGAAGGCUGAGAUUUUAAUUUUUUUAAAAUGGCGACAUUAAUUCACACUUUAGCAGAUCAUAGUGAUGAUGUCAACUACUGCGCCUUCUCAACGUCGUGCUUGGCUACUUGUUCCUUGGACAAAACAAUUCGUGUUUAUUCUUUGAGCGACUUCACCGAGCUCCCGUACUCGCCUUUGGAAGGGCACGCGUACGCCGUGCACUGCUGCUGCUUCUCGCCGUCGGGACGCGUGCUGGCCUCGUGCUCCACGGACGGCACCGCCGCGCUCUGGGACAGCCGCGAUGGCCGCAGGCUGGCCGUGCUGCAGCAGCCCGGGGCCAGCCCCGUCAGGGUCUGCCGCUUCUCUCCUGAGGCCACCUAUCUGUUGGCAGGGGCAGCCGACGGCAGCGUGGUUCUUUGGAACGUGCAGUCCUUGAAACUGUACCGAUCUGGAAAAGUUAAAGGUGGUUCUUUGAUGGCUUGUGCAUUUUCUCCCAAUGGAAAUUUCUUUGUCACUGGAUCAUCAAGUGGUGAUUUAACCAUUUGGGAUGAUAAAAUGAGAUGCCUGUAUAAUGAAAAAGCACAUGAUCUUGGCGUUACCUGUUGUGAUAUUUCUUCACAUCCAGUAUCUGAUAGUGAAAAUGGAGUCAAAUACUUCCAGAUGGCUUCCUGUGGACAAGAUAAUCAGAUCAAACUCUGGCUUAUUUUGUUUGCAGAUUUCUUAGGUGUUCAGUUAAAAUAUAAAUGCACACUGAAUGGGCAUUCUGCCCCAGUUCUGGCCUGUGCAUUUUCUUGUGAUGGACGGCUGAUAGUCUCGGGGUCUGUGGACAAGUGUGUCAUAAUCUAUGAAACUAGUACUGGCAAUAUCCUUCAUACUUUGUCUCAGCAUACAAGAUAUGUUACAACUUGUGCUUUUGCACCACAUAGUCUCUUACUUGCCACAGGCUCAAUGGAUAAAACUGUGCACAUAUGGCAGCUUGACCUUAAGCAACCCUGUGCAGGAGAUACUGUAGAAAAUGAAUCAAAGGUGGCUGUUCAGGACUGGUCAGAGGAUGAUGUUUCAGCCUGGCUCUGCACACAGGAUUUAGCAGACUUUGUUGGACUUUUCAAAAUGAAUAAUAUUGAUGGCAAGGAACUACUGAAUCUUACUAAGGAAAGUCUUGCUAAUGAAUUAAAAAUUGAGUCUCUAGGCCUGCGCAGUAAAGUUCUCAAGAAAAUUGAAGAACUGAGGAUGACGAUGAUCUCGGUUUCCGUUCCUGAUGAGUUCUUAUGUCCUAUAACAAGAGAGCUUAUGAACGAUCCUGUCAUUGCCACAGUACUGGACAUGUACUUGGAAAAGCUGGGAGAGAGUUUCUCCUGUAACCAUCAGAGACUGUGUCUCAUCCCACAGGAGUUGACUGCUUUCAUUUAAUCAGUGGACAGCAAACAAGAACUUUCACGAGAAUGAAGGAACUAUCCAUUCAUCCAAGUUAACCACAAGCUCAGAAUCCUCAAGUUUAUAUUCUAAGACACUGAUGGCUUAUAUACUACAUAAUAUAAUAACCAUAUAAUAAUUAUAAUUAACUGCACAUAGACAUUUCUGUAUUUGGUUCAUCUAAUCAACUUCAAAGAUCAGACUCUUUAUAGCAAUUUAAAAAUAGAUUUAAAAGAAGUAAGUAUUCAAACAGCUUUAUUGAAGAUGAGAUUUUGUUUCCACAUUGGUACAUCACUUAGUCCAUAACUAAGACCCCUAGCCUAGCUGAUCUUUAUUCAAGUAUCUUUGCUUACCCAUUACUUUUCUAUCAAAGUUAUAGUUUAUUUUCCCAAUGAACAGAAGACAUACUUGUAUUUCCUGAAUAUCUAAAGCAUUUUAAGUACUUCAUAUGUAUUUCAGUGUUCCUUCCCCAAUUUCUAUCUAAAGUGACACUGAGCUGAAGUCUGUAAGUUGACAUGUACAUCAAGCUAAAAACUGAAGCCUGUGCAAUUGCAUGCCAUGAAAAUUUGGAAGAAAAAAUUCAACCUGAAGUAGAAACAUACUUGGGUGGAUCAGUGAUACAGAAAAUCAUCACCACCACUUGAGGUUUAGGACUACUUUCAAGAAUAGAGGGGAGAAGGUAGACAGAAAAUUAAACAAAUCCUAAAGUAAACUGUAUUAUCAGAUACUCAGCUAGAGCAUUUAAACCAGCUUCUAAUACAUGCUAUGAUAAAUAUCAGAAGUGUCAACAAUUCUUUCCUAGCCUCUUUUUAAAAUAGCUGCAACCACAGUUGUACAAUUCUGAUGAUUUCAAACAGAUCUGGAAGUACCUGAAUCCCC